UUCUAAGUUAUCUGAAUACUUGUGGGCAAAGUGGAGCUGUGAGGAGGAUCGGACAGAAUCACGUGGGUGGAUCCGGCUUUUGCUUGUAAUGCCAUCUUAACCCUUCUUCGAUGGUACAUCCUCUAGGUUUACCAAUCCGAAAUCUUGUUCCACUCCCAUAAUAGUCCCAGCCCAACGAACAAGAAACCCCUCUUUUGCAUAACGACGGGGGACACACAAUUGAAUUGUUCCAACGUCCCUCUUCAAUCACUGUCUCUACUCAAUACCACCAGUCGCUCGUUUCAACACACUCUCGCAAGAAAGGGCGGCAUUGGACCGACUAUCGACUAUAUUACGAGCUUACGCCACCCGAAAAGUCAAAUUUCCAUUCUUCCAACCCUCCCAGCUGGAUAUUGGAUGAUCACACGUUUGACAUUUAACAAAUGCCUUCAACAUUUCCCCGACGUUGUCCUUGGUCCGAUGGCAGGACGCCAGAGGAAGUCUCAGACAAUCCAACAGGAGCUUCUGGAAAAACAUUCCAAGAUUUUAUUGCACAUGUUUUUGGCUAUCACCAUUAUCCUCAUCCUCAUCCUCAUUCCAAGACUCUCUGGAUGGAAGAGUCCAAAGGACGAGCUGGAGGAGGGGGAGAAGGAGGGGAAACACACGUGUCUGUGUGUGCUGGCGGCAGUACCAAGAAUCUGAAGGGAAAGGGAUGGAACACGAAUACGCUGCCGUUCCACCUAGCCGAUGGUUCUCGGACUCAACCACCACCACCACCAUGCCUUUUUGUUGACGACCACCCGUCAAAACCUUCUUGGGGUAGUCGUCCUUCAGCGGAUGCCAAAGAAGAUACGGAGUCGAGCUCAAGUGCUAUUGAUAAGGCUAACGGUGUUUGGAGGGUUUCCGGGAAGCGGUUGAAAAGGCAGUUUCAGUCUAUUACUAUGACAGAAGACGAACCAACGAUAUCAAUUGAAUCAACUUACACAAUGACGAGUUCGAGCUCUGAAACUUCCACUUCCACUUCUUCUUCUUCUUCGUCGUCGGCCACAAGCAGUUCAACCUCAACCUCGACCUCAUCUUCAUCAAGUGGUUCUUCAUCGUCGUCGAGCAGUUCAUCAUCAUCCUCUUCGUCGAGCAGUUCUUCUUACUCUUUGUCAACUAGUUCCUCAUCCUCCUCGUCCUUCUCAGCAUCUGAAUCCUCAUUCUCGUCAUCGUCUACACGCACCUUCCACACUCAUCGGUCCUCCUCCUUCUUUUCUAUUUCAACCAGUACCUACACUACCAUCUCCGCGGAAUCGACACAAGCACAAACACAGACGCAAACUUUAACGAGUUUCACUACCACGACCACGUUCAACACCAGCCCAGGUACCACCACUAUCACCCAAUCUACCACGAGCGGUGUGCUCAAUACCGGGCAACCUGGUCCAGGCUCCCGGUUCUCACAGAACAAAGGCGGGAUCAUCGGUAUCUCUGUGGGCGGUGUUGUCUUUGUGAUCGCUCUAGUCAUGCUACUCUUUUUCCUAUGCAGACGGUGGAGGAAAUCUGCUGUAGUACUUGGAGUUCCCGUCGGGGGAUCCAUGACAACGGACGUUACGGGUGAUGGUCUAGGUGGUAGUGGCGGAGCAUUGACAGCGGGCGUUACACGCAGUGCCGGGUCUAGUUCUCGAAGGUUAUUGGUGAGGGAUUAUUCAUCUAGUGAGACUGGCCAGUGGAGGUCUCCGUUGAGUGAUGAAGACAUUGAAGAUGCACGGCCGCCACCUUUACCGAAAUCGCCUUCAACGAUUAUGGCUGUCGGUGGUAUGGGUAUAGGAAGUCAGGGGCAUAGCUCGAGUGAGGAAGGAGAGGAGUUGGGGAAUCUGAGCGUUAGUGGGCAUGGUCAUAGUUCGAGUCAUUCGAAUCUACAUGACUAUCCUUACAUUCAACCCACUACUACCGGGAGUGCGGUUGAGAUUGGACGGAAACCCUCCGUUGCGCGACAGAAUGCGAGUGUUUCCUAUAUGCCCGGGUUCGGGCAGGCUGCGGAACAUAUGCAUAUCCCUGGUGGUGUCAUUGACUCUUCGAGGAUAUCGCCCACUAUUCCGGCUAAAACGCCUACUUCCCCCGUAGUCUCUAUUCCUGUUGCGCCUGGUUUCUCGACGUCUUCCUCUGCCCAGGCUGGAUCUCCUACUUCUCCCCCUCCUCCAAGUGCAUACACAAAUAUGGUGUACUCAUCUUCUUCACAUUCCCAUGACCAUUCGUCUUCUGGGCAUCUACAUGAUGAUAACGGUCUUGGAGGGUUUAGAGAUUACAGGAAUGGAGGUUCUAUGUCGUUGAAGCAUACGAACACGAUGAUAAGUUCCAGGAGUCACACUUCCUCUUCUGAAUCUCAUUCUCAGUCGCAUUCGCAUUCACUAUCGCAUAACCAUUCAUCUCCAUCUCCAAUACUCCCGAGUGUCCCACGUGUACGAAUACACGAAGCUUCAGCUUUUCCUCUAAACGCGGCCUUCAACUCCAAUGGGAAUCGGAAUCGGAAUCGAAGGCAAUCAUCAUCCAGUCUAAAAGGUUUUAUCAUGAGAUUACGUGGUGGUGACGGUGGACCUCGAACGCCGUCGUCGGGCCAGGGGUCGAGUCUGUCGAGAAGCCGGAGCUCUACUUUUUCUGGUGCUCCUCCUCCUCCAGCGUCAUCGUUUUAUUAUCCACUUACAGCGACGACACGCGGCCCUCCUUCGUCGUUGCUUAACCCACCUUUACCACCACCACCACCACAACCACUUAGUCUGGCUUUACCUCCACCCGCGGUUCUUCAUGGAGGAACGGGCAGCCUUGAUCCGAUGUCGUUACCGUUCCCCUCACCUGUACCAACGGAAGAAUCGACUGAUAUUCGCGUCACGGAGGGGCUGUUGGAUCCUCAGCUCGUUCUCAUGUCCUCAGGUGCUGAUUCUGGUGCCGAUGGUGGUGGUGGUGGUAUGACGUCGUUAUCGUCUUCGGCAGCUCGGGGGAGAGAGAUGGAUGGGAGCUGGGUUUCAGAUGGACUAGGUGGACUUGGAGCGACGCCUAGUUUGACCAGUUUGAGGGAUCAUGUUGAUUAUUCGAGGCCUUAUCGCGGGUUUGUAUUCAACAAAUUGGGAAGUUCAGCAACGUUUGAUACUGUUACCACUGCCGCCACUCAGGGGCGUACUCCGGGAGUGGAUACUCUGGCUUCGAUCCGAGUGGAUGGUGCCACACCGGCCAUGAGGAUUGAGGAAGGGUCUGAGUUUCCUUUUGGGAUCGCACGAUGACCGCGGACCGCGACCGCGUUUUACAUUCUAUGGUCGUCGUUUUCUUUCGUCCCCUCCUCCCCUCCCCUUUUUCAUCUGGACGCCUUAUUUCCAAUCCUUCUCCGUUUCGUUCACCUUCACCCCUCCUUAAGGCCCUUUGACCGGCGGUCGCUUCAAGCGUCCUUUUUCUUUUUGUGCGACCACGAUGACCGGUAACCGUAACCAUUGUUGCUAUCUAAUGUCUAUUCCCCCCUCCCGUUCUCAUACAUCUUCCUUCCCUCCUUUUCUUAAUCGCUGCAUCAAAACUUCUCAACGCCACUGUCACGGCCUUGUCUUUUUCUUUUAUUCUAUUUUACCCACCUGCUUUGUGUACACAUAUAGUUUCUAUAUCGCAUUUACGCAAUUCCUUUACGACCUCCUUGUUUUUUAACGACCGAUCAAGGCCACUUGUUUGCUGAUACACGGCUAGAAGCACGCUUUCUGAUUCUCAAAAAGAGGGACGUAAUUGUCGUUGUUCUCCUUAUUUUAAUAGAUCUUAAGCUUUUGCAUCACGCACUGCUUUUUAUGAUAUUUUCCGUUCCUGCUGUCGCUUGUCACUCCUUUUUCACAUACACGCGUACGGGACGUUUACUACAAAUGAUCAACACACGCUCACUUUUUUUUUUUAAAAUCGACGAUCAUUUCUUAUACACGCUCUUUUUUGUUUAGUUGAUACCCCCACACUGUCGCUUCCCCUCACCUCAUCACACACGCCGUUUUUCCAGUCACAUACAUUAUACCUCUGAACUCGUUGUAGAUAAGGAUAAAGUCCAUUACUUCGAACUUGUAUUAGUAGUUCAUUUGAUAGUAUUACCGGUGACCGGUUGUAAAUAUAAUAAUGUGAAUACUGCUUGAA
Molecule: messenger RNA, 4113 nt
Organism: Marasmius oreades (fairy-ring Marasmius)
Lineage: Eukaryota; Fungi; Basidiomycota; Agaricomycetes; Agaricales; Marasmiaceae
Exons: 6
Coding region: 423-3239 (938 amino acids)
Source: RefSeq, a predicted model, not a curated record